Rubroshorea leprosula is the source of this 2942-nucleotide messenger RNA. NCBI's taxonomy places the organism in Eukaryota, Viridiplantae, Streptophyta, Magnoliopsida, Malvales, Dipterocarpaceae. The record is from the annotation of a GenBank genome assembly.
CUUCAGAGAUCCUCUGUUUUCCGUCUACUUCUUUUUCAGUUUUUGAAAUCUGAAAAAGAAGAGAAAGGAUGUUCUACUCGCAUCAGCUUCUGGCGCGCAAAGCUCCUCUCGGCCAGAUAUGUGAAGAGAUUCUGAAUCCCUCAGUUCCUAUGGCUCUUAGGCUCUCUGGAAUCCUCAUGGGUGGAGUCGUGAUUGUCUACGAGCGAAAAGUGAAGCUCCUUUAUGAUGAUGUUACCCGGCUUCUGGUUGAGAUGAACGAAGCGUGGAAGAUGAAAGCGGUACAAGACCCCACCGUCCUCCCGAAAGGGAAAACCCAAGCCAGUGAAGAGAUUCUGAAUCCCUCAGUUCCUAUGGCUCUUAGGCUCUCUGGAAUCCUCAUGGGUGGAGUCGUGAUUGUCUACGAGCGAAAAGUGAAGCUCCUUUAUGAUGAUGUUACCCGGCUUCUGGUUGAGAUGAACGAAGCGUGGAAGAUGAAAGCGGUACAAGACCCCACCGUCCUCCCGAAAGGGAAAACCCAAGCCAGGAGAGAAGCUGUUACUCUUCCUGAAAAUAAGGAGAAGGAUGUUGGAGAUAUUGAGCAAUCCCUUAAUUUCUCUAACUCAACCACCACCUUGGGCUGCCAUCGAACUGGCUUUUUUGCCGUGAGACUUGAUGAUGUCGAUGAACCUGAUAUUAACAAUGAUCCCAGGAAUGAAGAUCCAUUCCAACUCUAUCAUCAAGCUGAUGCUGAGAACAUCACCUUAUUUGAACGAUUUGAUUCAUAUCAGACUAAUAUGGAAUUUUACAAUCGAUAUGAAAGAUUUGAUAUAGAGGGUGAUGAGGAGACACAAAUGAACAACACUUCUGGAGAGCCUACACAGAUGCCAAGUACUCUUGUACCUUCUCCACCACAAAAAGACAGUCCUCAAGGAGGUCAGCAACAUGUUGAUCGAGUCCAAGAUCAGCAUCCAGAACGCGAAGGCAAUCAGCAAUCUGAUGAACGUGCAGAAGCUAAACAGCAUGAACAUGAGCAGACACCAAGACAAGUAAAAAGGAUAACCAGAAGACCAGCAGUUUUCAUGGAUAAUCAACAAACUAUAAUUCCUGGUCAUACAUACAGGUCCUGGUUUGAAAAUGUUUCAGAUAUCAGCUCAAGAAGAGGAAGAAAGAGAAAGGCAUGCACAAAUAUCAUGUCUAGGAUGAAGAUAGCUAAACUAAUGGAUCUCCCAGCUGUAGUACUGAUGGAUGAUAUGUUUAGUAAUGGAAUUCAAGAAAUCCAUUAUCCAGCACCUCUCAUGGAACUCUGGAUUAGAAGUACUCAACCUCUCCAUGGUUCACCUUCUGCAAGGACUUUAGGAGCAGCAGCCCCAGAACCGUCAUCCAUGUCACCACCAGAUGGACUAAAUUCUCAUGAUACGAUGAGAUAUCCCUUUGAUGAUUUUCACAAUGGAUUUGGUUCCCCAUCCAUGGAUGUUCCCAUGGAGAAGAUACGAACUGGUCUUGUUAAUGAUGCUGUGGAAAUCCUCAUUGACGAAUUAAAAGCCAGGCGAGUAGCUAAUGCUUCAAGUGCACCUGAGGAUAAUGUGAUGGCCACGCCAUUGAAUUCUGGAGGUGAAAUGAGAUCUGCUGGCUCAACACCAGAAGGGUCCAACAAGAAAAGGCCUUAUUCUUCAUCAAAACAUAGUGGCAGUAGCCUCGAUCCAGUAGCUGAAGAGACUUCAAUGAGGCAUCCCGAUCCAACUUUCAAGUUAUCAAGGCUAUCAGAAAAGGAUCAGACACCUGAUCAAGAAUUGUUGGUGGAAACUGGACCUACACCAACACAAUAUCCAGUCAUCAGUCAGCCUGUUGACAAGAUGACUGAUACCAUCCGAAUGCAUUUGAAAACACAUUUUGAAACUCCAGGGGCCCCUCAAGUGGAGUCUCUGAACCACCUAGCUGCUGGAAUGAACAGAAAAGGAGCAGCUCUGCUCUUCUAUCAGACUUGUGUUCUUGCAUCCCAUGAUUUCCUGAGAGUUCAGCAAAAGAUGCCUUAUGGAGAUGUUCUCAUCUCCAAAGGACCAAAGCUGUGACACAAGGUUAUUUUACAUGAACAGAUUAAUUUUUUUCAGGUUAUGAUUUAUGUAAGAAACACAUAUGCAUGUACCAGCUUUUAAAUUAGGAAAUAGUAAAUAUAGAAACCAGGAAUUCCAUCCCACCUAUGGAUACUUGACAGAUAUCACAGUUCUUUGUUCAUUCCUGUCAAAGUUCUAUCUUUUUUAGCAGACCUUAUACAUCCAUGUUCUUGGCAAUAUUUUAUUACUCUGAAUGUUUCGGUGACCAUAAACUUUAUUACUAAUUAACUAUUGUCACUGUAUUCUUUUGACAUCUGUCACAACUUGUUGCAAACUAUGUUCACCAUAGAAUUUGGAUGAGCCAUUCUGCCUGCAUCUCAGUUUAUUCUAUGCUAUAACGGUAAGAAAUAAUUGGUCAAAUUGCAACUGCAACACUAUAUCUUCCGUCAACUUUCUCAAAACCCAGAUACCCUUUUAUUCCAAAAGCACUAAAUAAUAAGCAAAAAUCUACUUCUAUAUUUGAGAAUUUUGCAAUCUAAUUCAUUUCAGUUAGUGCUUGACAGAUGUUAUAGCUUGAAUCAUGAUAAUUAGAGACAAAACCCAGUGUUCCCCUAUUUUCUCACAUAAGAUCUCAAAAAAUAAAAAUAAAAAAAAAGGUGGCAUGCAAACUGCAAAGCCCUUAAAUGUUCCGUUCUUGGCAAAUUAGCCAUUAUGUUAACAACCUCAGUCACCUGUUGUCAUGUGAGUUAAACGACAUGUGAUUUUUCCUUCCGUCAAGUGGGGGUUUAGGUGUAAAAGUAAAUGGCCUUCUACUCACAAGACACGACGUGACUGCCGCCCUUCACUUAAAGGCCAAUUUGCUAUGAACAGUUUGAUAUUGCCAUUUGGAGGCGGUGAUGAGUGAUUUUAUCU